AUGAUAAAUAGAUGGUUUACAAGGAAAUUAAGAAGACAAUUAAUUUAUUGGUGUUCAGCUACUAUAUUUGCAUUUAUUAUAUUUAAAUUACUACUACAUUUUAAUUUUAUAAAUUCCCCAGGUCAAGUUUAUAAAAAUCAAGUUAUUUUCCCUGCCAGCUUUCCAAGUAAUGAAGAUAUUCAAUCAUUUGUAAAUAAUCAUAAACAAUUUUUUAAUAAAAAUGCUUUAGGAAAUCCUAGCUAUCAUAAAGCAGUUGAAGAAAUACCUAAAAUUCAGCAAUCAAUCUUUAAAAAGUAUAGUUUUACAGUGUUCAACUCCAAAAAAGAUAUAGAUUUAAAUUUAAAGAAAUGUGAUCAACUAAGUUCUAAAAGUUUUGUUGAAAUUGAUGAAGCUAAAGAUAUGAAAAGUUCAUUACAUAAAAUAUUGUCCAAUGUUUUACAAGAAAUUGAAGCAGGUACUAAUCCAUAUCUAUCCGAAAUUGCACCUUUUUUACUCCCUGAAUUGAGACUACAGUUAAAAAUGAAUAUUGUUGAUAAGUUUUGGUUUAAAAUUGCUGGCUCUUCUGUAUACCUUGAAGAUUAUGGUGUACAUUUUAUGAUUUCAAGAAUUUUGUAUAGCCCCAAGGGUGUUCGAAAUCAACCAAUAAUUUCAUUAACAUAUGCUCAAUUAUUUGAUAAAGAAUGGAAUGAAUUAAUAAAUACAAAAUUAUUAGUACCCACCAAUGAUAAUAGUUUUAAAAUUUUACAAUUUCCAUAUUUUUUACCAAUUCCAUUUUAUCAUGAUAUUGAUAAUAUUACAGGUAAAUAUUAUGGACCUGAAGAUCCGAGAUUGAUAUUGGUUAAAAAUAAAGUUGGUUAUCAUGAACCAAUUGUUGUCUUUAAUGCUUAUCAUAAACGAAUGGGUCAUUUUGAUGAUGAUGAAGAUGAAUUAGUUUUAUCUGCUCAAUUUUUCAGAUCAAUGUUUUUAUGUUGGCCAUGGCAAUUUCAACAAGGAAAAGAAGAAGUAGGAAGUGAAAGUGAUCAAGUGUAUAAUAAAAUUGUGGAAUUGAAAAUUAAGGAUUUUCCAAAAGUUAAAAAUCAAAAGAAUUGGACUCCAUUUAUAAGUCAUACUGAUCAUUUGAAAAAUGGUUAUGAUUCAAGUAUUUAUUUUGUUUACAGAUGGGCUAAUUUGGAUAUUGUAAAAUGUAAUUUAGAUGGAUCUUGUGAUUUUCAUGAUAGACUAAAUGAUAAACUAUCUCCAAAGAAUCAAGUUGGUCCAUUAAGAGGUGGUACACAAUUAAUAAAUUUAAAUCAAAUAGCUGCAGAUAUAAUUCCUAAAAAUAGAGAAAUUUUUAUUGGCUUUGCAAGAGCUCAUUUAGAUCAAUGUGGAUGUGGAAGUGUAAUGUAUCGACCAAAUUUAGUAAUUGUAGUUAAAGAUAAAGUUAAGAAUAAAGAAUUAUAUAAAGUAAGUCAUGUUUCAUCAUCAUUAGAAUUUAACUUACCUGUUAUUGGGUGGAAAUUACAUGAUCCUACAGAUUUAUGUUUUAAAUCAAAUAUUGUCCUACCUAAUGGAAUAUCACAGUGGAAUGUAGAUAAAAUAGAGUCCGUUGAUGGUAAAUGGAUUGUUAACGAUCAAUUGACUAUGUUAUUGUCCUUAAGUGAUUAUACAAUUCAUAAAUUAAAUAUAAAAGGUUUAUUACAAGCAAUUAUAGAUUUACCUGAUAAUUCAUUAUUUAAGAAACCAGGUAAAGAAAAUAAUGACAAAAUGAAGAAAAGAUUACAAAUACCUACUUUAGAUUUUGAAACUCAUAAGUAUGAAUUACCUGGGUUUAAUAACGAUAAUAUAGUUUGUGCAUUACAAGCUUCAGUAGAUUAUUGUUUUAAUUACGGAUUGAAACAACAAUUUUUUAAAUCAUUUAAUAUGAAAGAUGAAACAUUAGAUGACGAUGAGGAAGUAGAUGAAAGUGUAACUGAUCCAAAAAUAGCAGAAUAUAUGCAAUUAGUUGAAUAUUAUGGUUUAAGGGGUUCUCUUUAA
Messenger RNA from Insectozyma verbasci, 2013 nucleotides. The record is from the annotation of a GenBank genome assembly. NCBI's taxonomy places the organism in Eukaryota, Fungi, Ascomycota, Pichiomycetes, Serinales, Debaryomycetaceae.